AUGCCACUCUUCCUUUGCUCUUUGCUCAAACGUCUCGAUUUUGAUUUUUGUAAUGCUGCAUCGACAGGAGAUGGAGGUGGACCGGAGCUUGACGAACCCUUCCUGGGCGGAACACUAAAGAAACCCAGAAGAACCUUGGGUUGUGAGAGGGGGUUUGUGGCGCACACCCACAGUUUUCAGGGCGAUGUAGCGAGGGUUGAUGAUCCUGUGUACGUACUCGGAGGAAGUUUUACGGACAGGUUGAAGAGUAUGGCAAGCAAAGCCUUAUAUUCCCCUCGUCCUUAA
Morchella importuna is the source of this 285-nucleotide messenger RNA. RefSeq lists its product as uncharacterized. The coding region runs from base 1 to 285 and encodes 94 amino acids. The transcript has 5 exons. NCBI's taxonomy places the organism in Eukaryota, Fungi, Ascomycota, Pezizomycetes, Pezizales, Morchellaceae. The record is from RefSeq and is a predicted model, not a curated record.